Molecule: messenger RNA, 1186 nt
Organism: Cryptomeria japonica (Japanese cedar)
Lineage: Eukaryota; Viridiplantae; Streptophyta; Pinopsida; Cupressales; Cupressaceae
Product: serine/arginine-rich SC35-like splicing factor SCL30
Exons: 8
Coding region: 161-997 (278 amino acids)
Molecular function (GO): RNA binding
Source: RefSeq, a predicted model, not a curated record
UAAAUAAGCCAUUUAGUCCAAUAUUAAAACAAAUUCCAAAGUGAAAAUCCCGCGGCGUUAUUUAAUGAAAUAGUGAAAUACAGAGUUAAAGAAGAUUAAGUUUCUCAUAUUAAAGGCAAGGCAGUGAAGAUCCUCGCAAAAUUUAUCGCAACUGUGUAGGAUGAGGAGGCACAGCGCAAGUUUCAGUCCCCCAAGGAGAGGAUAUGGGGGAAGAGGAAGAAGCCCGCCUAGAGGAAGGUAUGGUGGGUAUGGUGGACGAAGGGAGCCCAAUACAAGUCUUCUGGUUCGCAAUAUCCCUCGUGAUUGCAGGCCAGAUGAACUUCGCAUCCCUUUCGAGCGCUUUGGGCCUUUAAAGGAUGUAUAUCUGCCAAAGGAUUACUACACUGGGGAGCCUCGUGGUUUUGCUUUUGUGCAGUUUAUGGAUCCUUUGGAUGCUGCAGAAGCCCAAUACCAUAUGGAUGGUCAGUAUAUUGGUGGACGUGAGAUCACUGUUGUUCUUGCUGAAGAAAAUAGGAAAAAGCCUGAUGAAAUGAGAGUAAGAAGCAGAGCUAGACCUCCACGAGGCUAUGGACGACAUCGAUCGCCUUACUACGCUCGCUCUCGAUCACGGUCGCGCUCACGGUCUCCUGGUUAUCGUUCUACAUCUUUCCGAGGUGGACACCAUUCUAGAUCCUACUCUCCAGUGCCAAGGAGAGGGCAUGAGAAUUCUGUUUCACCUCGGGAGAAUCACCACAGGUCCCGGAGUAUCUCUCAUGAUAGAGACCAGAGUCAUUCUCCUAUUCGUAGGUCUUAUUCUUCACAUCGCUCUCGAGAUGGAAAAAGGGGAUCUGCUGGCAAUGGGCAUCGUGAUUCUGUAUCUCGAUCUCAGUCACCGGAAAGAGCUUCUCAAUCUCCGGUGGCACCUAGAAGACGUCGACAUUCUAAUUCUCCUCGUUCAAACUCAAGAUCACUUUCUGGUUCCCGCUCAAGGUCUGCUGAUUUAUCACCAAGAGAUUGAAGACUAAAUAGGCAGCAUGUAGACAUUGUAAAUUCCUAUGAAAUUCUGUUGCUUGUUCAGUUAGACACAUCUGUAACAGAAAUCAUAAUCACCCGAUGGGUUGAUUGUGGAGACUUAAUAUGUUUGCCAUUUGAAAGCUGGCCUUUGGUAGAUUCGAUAUUAUGAAGAUACUAUCAAGUUUUUUUUUCA